CCUUCUACAAAACUUGUCGCUCCCAAUGGCCAUGCUUUCAGCACAUUUCUUCUCCCUGUUUCUCCUGUUGGUGGUCAUGGGGGUUACCGGUAGUGGUGAUCCGAUACUAUCAUGUAGCCAAACACCUUACCCUCAGGUCUGCAGUUCAAUGGUCAGCGGUGUCCCUCUCUUCGCGCAAUCCGAAACCCAGUCAGGUUUUCGUGACCUACUCCUCCAGACCACCUUGGACCGCACCCUGCUCGCCCACAAGCAUGCAUCAGCCAUGAACCUCGCGCCGCUCGAUGAGCCGGCCAAGGCCGCGUGGGCUGAUUGCUUGGAGCUGUUUGAGGACACCAUCGGCCAUCUCAACCGCUCCCUGGGACACUCUUCGUCUGCCGAAGAUGCUCAAACGUGGCUGAGUGCCGCGAUGGCUAACCAACAGACGUGCAAAAAUGGCUUCGCCGAGCUGGGAACUUCGUUCCUCUUCACAUCCUCACUUUUCAUGGCCAACAACAUAUCGGAGUCGCUUAGCAACUCGCUUGCCGUCAACAACGCGAUGCCACGGGGCAAGGCACCGGGCAAUCGCCGUUUGCUCUCCCAGGGGUUCCCAGGGUGGGUGAAAGCGGCGGAUCGCAAGCUUCUUCAGUCGUCGAGCUCGACGAUAAAAGCCAAUCUGGUAGUGGCUAAAGAUGGUUCCGGCGACUACAAGACCAUCUCAGAAGCUGUCGCGGCUUCUGCAAAGCUAAGGAGUGGAACGUCAAGGUUCGUGAUCCUUGUGAAAUCUGGUAUAUACAACGAGAACGUAGUGAUCACCAACUCCAUGAAGAACAUAAUGAUGAUUGGAGACGGAAUGGAUGCCACCGUAGUCACAGGUAGCAAGAACGUUCAAGAUGGCUCCACAACGUUCCGCUCUGCUACUUUCGCUGUCUCCGGUGGCGGUUUCAUAGCACGGGACAUGACCUUCCAGAACACGGCAGGACCCCAGAAACAUCAGGCGGUCGCACUCCGUUCGGGGUCGGACCUCUCAGUGUUCUACCGCUGCAGCUUCAAAGGCUACCAAGACACUCUCUACGUGUACUCACAGCGACAAUUCUACCGCAAUUGUGACAUAUACGGCACCGUCGACUUCAUCUUCGGCGACGCCGUCGUUGUAUUCCAGAGCUGCAACAUUUACGUGCGGAAGCCAAUGAGCGGCCAGCAGAACACCGUCACUGCCCAAGGCCGAACCGACCACAACGAGAACACCGGCAUAUCGAUUCAUAAUUCUAUAGUGACUGCGGCAUCGGACCUCAGGCCAGUGCAGGGCUCGUUCAAGACAUAUCUCGGCAGGCCGUGGCAGAAGUACUCCAGGACAGUUUUCAUGAAGACAUCGCUGGACAGCCUAAUUAAUCCGGCCGGGUGGCUGGAGUGGAGCGGGAGCUUUGGUUUGAGUACCUUGUAUUAUGCGGAGUACAUGAACACGGGUGCAGGCGCUGACACCAGCAAGCGGGUGAAUUGGCCAGGCUACCAUGUCAUAGCGAGUUCGUCAGAAGCCAGCAAAUUCACCGUGGGAGGCUUCUUGUCCGGUGACUCGUGGAUUCCGGCCACUGGGGUCCCUUUCAGUUUCGGCCUCUGAUAGACACACCUUAAAUUGUUCAUUGAAUGAUUCGGCAAGUCAAUAUGUAAGAAGGUAUACCUACCGAUGUGUAGUCGUCUGUUCCUGGACAGGCAUAUAGCUUACUUUUUCUUAAGUCAAAUUGUACUAGUUUUGGUUUUCACUGUAAUUCUUAAUGUAACCUUAUUUAAUGGAAGUGAUUGGCUAGACUUAGAUC
Musa acuminata subsp. malaccensis (wild Malaysian banana) is the source of this 1790-nucleotide messenger RNA. Its product is annotated as pectinesterase. The record is from RefSeq and is a predicted model, not a curated record. Gene Ontology annotation, molecular function: pectinesterase activity; pectinesterase inhibitor activity. Gene Ontology annotation, biological process: cell wall modification. NCBI's taxonomy places the organism in Eukaryota, Viridiplantae, Streptophyta, Magnoliopsida, Zingiberales, Musaceae.